AUGUCCAUGAUAACGUGCGAGAAACUCAUGGGGGCUGAAAACGCUGCGAAGGUGGUGAUUCCAUCUAUGGACCCCUUCGACUACACCAGUACUCAGCAGGGCCUGGCGAUAGGGAUUGUUAUAGGUUUCACGGCUCUGGCGUUCGUUAUACUGUGUAUUAGAGUAGCGGGCAGGGUGUCAUCUCAUCAAUUCGCCUUAGAUGAUGCUUUAGUAUGCAUAGCUAUGGUACUAUCGAUACUAGAAACGGCGGCAAGUUAUAUGUACAUCAGAACGAAUUUCAUAGGGAUCAGAUGGCAGGAUAUUCCGCCUCAUGAUCCUGUACCGGGUCUGGUAUGGAAUUAUGCGAUUGAGAUUCUAUACAAUCCGAUCCUGGCGCUAGUGAAAACUUCGAUAUUGCUCUUCCUGCAGCGCUUAUUUGGGCAUCGACCCGGUGUGAGGCGGUUCAUCGUAUGGCUGAACAUAGCCAAUAUCGGAAUGAUGAUUGGGGUCUUCUUCGGCGUUAUUCUUCAGUGCAUCCCCAUCAGCAAGACCUGGGAGCCUACUCUGGAGGGGACAUGCAUUGACAGAAGAGUUCUGUUCACUGUCAUGUCGUCGUUCAAUAUCUUCACCGAUAUACUGAUGCUAGCGCUACCGAUGAGGAUAUUCAUCAGCUUGAAGAUACCGAAACGAACAAAGAUCGCUCUCAUGUUUGUCUUUCUGUUGGGAUUCCUAACGACUAUCACAAGCAUGAUCCGACUUGCUCUUCUCGUGCAAGGCCUAUUCAUGUUAAAAACAAGCCUGAAUCCGGACGCCAACAUCGGCUUCGUGAUAUCCGCCAUCGAGACCAAUCUCGCGCUCAUCACGGCCUCGGCGCCAGCAUUGAGGCCGUUACUCCGGACCUGGUUCCCCAAGAUGUUCCGCGUUGAGCGCGACGGGAUUACCGGGAACACGGAGCGCAGGGUGCUCGGCACGAUAGCGACGCGCAUGACGCGGCUCAAGUCGCAGACGCAGCUCCAGAGCCCGACGCAGCGGCAGAGCGAGGAGGCGGCCAUGCCGUUUAAUGGCAUUAUCAAGAAGACCGAUAUCGUCGUCCUGCGUGACAAAGGGGUGGAUAACUCGCGACCGUCCACGGCUCCUCAGGGCCUAGGGAGCCAGCAACAGACGGAGAAGUGGAUAUAG
Messenger RNA from Xylaria bambusicola, 1158 nucleotides. RefSeq lists its product as uncharacterized. NCBI's taxonomy places the organism in Eukaryota, Fungi, Ascomycota, Sordariomycetes, Xylariales, Xylariaceae. The transcript is spliced from 5 exons. The coding region runs from base 1 to 1158 and encodes 385 amino acids. The record is from RefSeq and is a predicted model, not a curated record.